Messenger RNA from Grus americana (Whooping crane), 9217 nucleotides. RefSeq names its product nudix hydrolase 3 (gene NUDT3). Lineage: Eukaryota; Metazoa; Chordata; Aves; Gruiformes; Gruidae. Gene Ontology annotation, cellular component: nucleus; cytoplasm. Gene Ontology annotation, molecular function: endopolyphosphatase activity; diphosphoinositol-polyphosphate diphosphatase activity; bis(5'-adenosyl)-hexaphosphatase activity. The transcript is spliced from 5 exons. Gene Ontology annotation, biological process: adenosine 5'-(hexahydrogen pentaphosphate) catabolic process; diphosphoinositol polyphosphate metabolic process; diadenosine pentaphosphate catabolic process. The record is from RefSeq and is a predicted model, not a curated record. The coding region runs from base 473 to 982 and encodes 169 amino acids.
AUUCUGGAAGCUGGGCUGCGCCGUCUGCGUGGCGGGCGCGCCGUGAAGCGGCAGGGCGCAGCCACCGCCUCCCCCGCCCGGCGGCUCUACGCCGUUUGCGUAGCGUGCCCCAAGAUGGCGUCGCGGUCGUCGUCGGCGGUGGCCGGAGCGCUGGCAGCGGCGGCGGAGCGGCUGGAAGUGAAGGGAGGGAUGAGGCGGGCGAAAGGCGGCAGCGCGUAGCGGGCGGCUCCCGGCCUGCGGGAGACAGAGCGAGACCGAGAAAGAGACUGUCGCGGGGAGGCGGCCCCCCCCUCCGUCCCCCCGUCCUUCCCCGCCCGCCCCUCACGGGAGCCCCGGCGGGUCCUUCCCGGCGCCGCCACCCUGCCCGCCCCCCCCCCCCCCCCCCGCCCCCGCCCUCUAGGCCGCGGGCCUCGCCGUCCUCCGGCCUGUCCCCCCCCACCCCCCCAGCCCAGCUGCCCCCUCGGAGCGGAGGAUGAUGAAGCUCAAGUCCAACCAGACGCGCACCUACGACGGGGACGGCUACAAGAAGCGGGCGGCCUGCCUGUGCUUCCGCAGCGAGACCGAGGAGGAGGUGCUGCUGGUUAGCAGUAGUCGUCAUCCUGACCGAUGGAUUGUCCCUGGGGGUGGCAUGGAGCCCGAGGAGGAGCCCAAUGUGGCCGCCGUGCGAGAAGUCUGUGAAGAGGCUGGAGUGAAAGGGACGUUAGGAAGAUUGGUGGGAAUUUUUGAGAAUCGGGACAGGAAACACAGGACAUAUGUUUACGUACUUAUCGUCACAGAAGUGUUGGAAGACUGGGAGGACUCUGUCAAUAUUGGAAGGAAAAGGGAAUGGUUUAAGAUAGAAGAUGCCAUAAAAGUUCUGCAGUAUCAUAAACCAGUGCAGGCCUCGUAUUUUGAAACCUUGAGGCAAGGUUGUUUGGCAAACAACGGCACUCCUGUCAUGACCACGACGUACUCUGAGAGCUCCGUGUCUGACAUCAGAUGACUGAAGACGUCCCUCUGAGAGAAAUUUUGAAAAAUAGACUGAAACAUGGAUUUCCCUCCCCCCUUCCCCUUUUCACAUGCCUCCUCUAUCAAACAAGGCAUGGGCAGCAGCCUGUGGCAGAGCAAGUGUUAAGAGUGCUGCAAUUUAGUGCAAGGUGGGAUUUUAUUUUUUUUUGUUGGCUUUUUUUGCUUUUUUGGAUAUGUAUUUUGUAAAAUACAUUUUGUGCAUGAAGUGCCCCUUUCCCGUUACACCGCUUCCAUGGCCUGGCGAGCGAGGCUGCCAGUUUCGCCUCUGCCUUGUGUUCUGAAGUGUCCCGUUUGUGUCAUCCCAGCCAUAGCCACUUUUUUUUUUUUUUUUUUUUUUAAUUAAAAGACUUCAAAUGUGAGAUCAGCUCUUUAAGUCUUAGUCUGUACUGUACGGUGCUGUUCAGACCUGUGUGGUGGUCACUUUCAGCGCAUAUGUAUAAACUUUUUUAGAUGGAGAAUCUAACAUUUUAAUUUUGUGGGAAUUUUUUUUUAAUCCUGGUCUGCUUCUGAAAAGAAGGGUUCAUAAUUAAUCUGUUUGCCUUUUGUUAUGGUUUUUUUAAAAAAAAUACACAUUCUGUGACAGUGCUAGUGGCUGGGCCAGUAUACUCCCCGUUCAGUAUCUCCUGAUUUAGUGCAGUGACACUUGAAGAUGAGGGCAGAGUUUUGAUCACCUGCAGACAUCCCUGCUGCUCCGUUGCUUCUCCUGCAGCUUCCGCCAGUGUUUCUACAUUUACAUCAAAAUGAAACAAAAAGGAGUUGGUCUUUUAACACUUGGCCAAAAAUAAAUAGCCUCAGAAACGCUACGAUAGAAACUGAAUUUCAUUGUCUGUGGUAGGAAUCAGGGAUUCAAAGUGGGGUCAAAGUCUGACAAACUGGAGCGUCGAUCACCAAUGCUGUUCUGCUGAUCCUGCUGCGUUCUGCUGAUGUCUCCUCUUGUCCACAUGCCUUAUACCAUGCUGAACUGGAUACUUGUAAUUUGUGCUAAAGCAUCGGAUUGUACUUACUGAGUGUUACUGCACGAACCCUCGGUUGGAUAACUGUGUGUGUCCCUCAAAAGAAGUCCUGGGGGAAAAAUUCAGGUGUUCAAUCUCUUGUCCUGUGGUUCUGCAGCACUUAAAAUUGCACCAUGGAGCAUGCUCAAAAUGUUUAAACUCUCCCUCCGUGAAAGGUACAGCUGACUCCCGAGCAGAAUUGCUAGUUGGAGAAGUACACCGUUAAAUAGGAUAGCUCCCCUGAUGCGUUGGCACACUUCACAUUAUUAGUUUUUGUUGUUUUUAUUGAUGUAAGUUUCAUGCUGUCUUGAUUUGCCAACAGUGUUGUCUAGUUGGGAAAUAAAAUGGGAAGGGUUGGGGCUGGGGGGUGGGUUGGGACAGGUACAAGUUUUGGGAGGGGCAUUAAUUAAUCCCUGGCUUGGGACAAGAAGUAGUUGCUGAAUUCAGUAACUUCUCCUUUGUCAGAGCAUAGCCAAGAUGUGAAAUUAAAUCUGCAGUACUCUUUUUUUUUUCUUCUUUUUUUUUUUUCCUCUCCUCUUUAUUUAACAGAAAAUAUUCUAAUAAAUACUCACUGUUCCAGAGUUUUCUCUCUUCCUGAGAAGCGCUUACAAUAUGAAAAUCUGAUAGAAAUAUCCAUGGAGCCUGGGACAAGGGGGAAUGGUAUCCUUGCUGGUUUGGCAAGAAGCUGUUCAUUUUAAGAUCCUAUUCUGUUCCUUUACUUGUUCUCCUUGCUUUCAUCAGUGUGGAGUAGCAAGGCCAAAAGCAGUGCCAGUGAUCGCUAACAUGAAAAACCACGCAUAAGAAAAAGCUGAGAGGCAUUAUUCAAGAAGUAGCUUGAAACCGAGCAUCUGGAAUUGAGCCUAAAUUACACCAGUUCAGUUCACUUCAACUUAGAGACGAAUGUAUAAUACUUUCUUACUCUGUGCUGAUCGGCCUGAACCAAACUUCUCAAAAGGGCUUGAAUAUCGUAUCUGGAAGUGUACAAGAAAUUCAGUCUGCUGUUACCGAGCCGUGAGUGGCACCUAACACAGCCAUCUACUGCCUUCAAUUGAGUUUUUCUCUUUACUGUACAGAUUAGUAUGUUGAAAUUGCUUUGCAACAAAACAGCUGGUACUCCUGAAAGAGUAACUGCAGUUUUAAUAUCAGCAGCAUGCACACUUUUGUUUUUAAACUAAAAAUGUUUUUACAGGGCUGUUAAACUGACAAUUUAGGGUAGAAUAUUGUUAAUGACUUGCUAAUGGCUUCUUUGUUUGGGUCAGAAAAAUAAAUUGUGCCAAGAAAGUGUUUUAAUGUGGCAUGAAUUGAUGUUGUUAACACAGUAACAUCGAGUGGCUGAUAUUAUGCCUUCUUAACUGGAAAUAGCUCCUGGGGCAGAAAUAGCCUUUAUUCAACAGAUGCAGAUUUCAAACCAGGCUUUAGUCCUGUGCUACCUGAAUCUCUUCCCUGCACCACACGAAUUCCCGUCUUCCUCAGCAUCUGAGGUUCUUCUCUAGUAACUGAUGUAGCUGCGUGCCCUAGCAGUUUACACCACUGUAUCCAAAAUGUUGUUAAAUUGGUUUGGGACCGACAAUCAAACUACCUUUAUUAGUGAUAACAGAGUUGUUUUAAGGAGGGACGCACUCUGGGUUUCGCGGUACAGACUAGUGCCUGCUUGAUUAAACUGCUUAGGGCUGCUGUCAUGACCAACCGCUAAAAAACCUGUAGGAUUAGACUCGGAUGUCCAGCGUUGCUAAAACUGGUGCUAUAUUGAGAUAGCGGAAUUCUUACCUCAAACAAUGUAGUGUCUAGCCUGACCCCUUAAAUCGAGCAUUACAAUGUGUCUCAGCUUCCCCUUGAAGAAUAGUGUUCUUAGCUUGGCUUUCAGCAUAGCUUCCAUCUUUCUUGGCACUGGUGCGUUUGUAGGUAAACCAGAGGAAUACCAAGUCUGCAGCAGAUUUGUCAGUCACUCUCCAGUUGCAGGUUUCAGGUGCUUGUCUGGGUUCCCUGAGAUGCGGUUUGGGAGCAAUGCCUGGCGUUUUGGUGAUGCACAGCCUCCGACUUAGAGGGGCUACAGUUAAUUACCUUCCGGCACACCUCUGGGCCCCGGGGUCUCCUGAAAGACUUCCAGUGUCCUCUGUAAGGGGUAGGGUAAUUUCGCUAAUAAGAUUACUUUUUCCCUUGCUGCUUUUCAUACGUGUAUUUGUGGUAUAUACAAGGACGCCUCACUCUUGAUACACCAAGAAGCAAGUCUGCCUGCAGCAAGGAAGAGGGGGAAAAAUAAUAACCCACGAAACGCUCAAGGACUGGAUUUCUUCAUGCACCUAAGUGUCAUCUCAGGGUUGCAAGAUGAGUGAUGAAGUAAGAGGAAGAGGGAGACCCACUGUUCAGCGCAGGGAGGUUCUCUGAGCAGUUCCCACUCUUCAACAUCAAUUCACUUCCUCUGGUAUUGUCGAAAUUAGAAAUCCUUGUAUAGUGGAGUUGCAUCCUGCCAUUUGGAUUUUUAAACGUAUUUGAGUCCUUAAUGGAAGAAGGGAAGUGCAUUCAGCACUCGGACAUUGCCGCUUAGCGUGAUGAUCUUUUAAACCUCAAAAUACUUAGAAAAAAUCUGGAUCUCUGUCACUGGAAGUGUUUGACAGACCAGCUUGGAUUACUGCUGUGGCAGGAAAGUGUUAGCUGGUGGCUUAAGCUGGUGCUGGGUAGCGGGUGUACUGGUGAUUGUGGACUCCAGCACGGGAGCAGGAGAAAAAAGAAGAGACCUCUGGGGAACCAACGUCUCCAGCAGCCGCUGCUUGAUUCUUCCAGCAGGAUUUGUCAGAUCCUGUCCCUUUCUGAUGCUUGUAAAGCAUUUACUUGAUGAGUAAAACUCAAGAGGCAGGUGGACGUCCCUCUGCAGUAGAGUGCCAAGUGUAAUUUAUCUUAGUGGAGCUGAAAUCGUACGGAUUGAGGUGUAGGAAGUCUCUCUCAAAUAGGGUUUUGGUGUGGUGGAACAAGGAUUUCGAUGCAUUGGUUAACGGCAGCUUAGAAAUCGCCUACUGUAGAAAACGUAAAGCCACUUUGUCUUGAAGUGGUUCCUGUAAAAUGGGGUUUGGGUUUCAAAUUUGACUUUGCUCACACUGAGGCUUUUCAAAGACACGUUUCAAAAGGAAGAACCUUCUUUCAGUUGAAAGUCACACCUACGGCUUUCCGUUUGGUGAAGCUUUCCCGCGGUAUUUAACAGGCGUGCCACAGGGCUGUGCACGCUGGUACUGGUGCCUGGCUGCGAGGGCGAGAUGGAGGUGACGCCUUUUCCUGGGAGAUGCCUCGAGAAGAGUGAAAGGAGAGUUUCCCAUUCCCCCUGAAAUCUGCCAUUCAGCGCUGUUAAAGUACUUUUAGUCGCUUCACAAAGAUGUCUUUUGGUUUCUUCACAAAGAUGGAUUGUUUCAUUCCAGACAAUAGUUUAUUGGCGAUAGAGAAACUCGGUAUUGUUAGAAAGCCGGGGAGGUUUGUACCUCCUUUAUCUUUGCACGGCGUUUAUACUUCUGACCAGCACUGGCCGAGCUGUUCUGGGCUCUGGCAGAGCCCAGCAAACCCUGCGGUGACUUCUUAGAAGUACGAGUGCUGGAUAGGGUAAAUAUUCCUUGCUCCUGAUUUUGAACUCUGGGAACAAGGCGUGUAGCCUCUGGGUGGUUUUACAGCUGGAAUAUCUUGAGAUGAAGCUGUCAAAGAGGGGUGUUGGAAGGAGGCUGUUCAGUAAGUGGAGGGCAGUUGCAUCACCUGUAGCAAAAUUAGUUGAGAAGUUGCUGACGGUGGGCUCGCUUGUUUGUGUUUAAUGCUGUUAAACAGAGCUGAAAUUGUAGGCUGGUAUAACUGAUAAACUCCACUAGCCAGAAACUGUGAUUAAAACCGAAUAGAAGGGAAUACAGAUAUGGGCUUUAACAGAGGGGCACUUCAUAAUCAGCUUCUUGCUGCGCGGAUCAGAUGGGGACAGUGUAUCUGCCUUGUUAAAGUCUUGCUGUUUGUUCCCCCCCAUCCCUUGUGCACGUGCAAGAGAUACCUGGGAGCGGCUGUUGGUUCUCGAUAGUAAACGUGCUGGGAUUGAAGGGAGUUCUGGGUGCGUUACGCUGUCAGAAACCAUUAGAUUUAUGGGGUAGGGAGCCCAGCCAGGGCUCCUCGCAGAUAACAUCUCCUGCCUCGGUGGCACGGAGAGGUGAAUCCACCUGCUGUCUCUCAACCUCUUCUUAAAAUCCGUCCUUUGGGAUUUGUUUCCUUUUUCUUCCCUUCUGGGGACAUGGUUCCUUCUUAGGUUGAUUUGGUUCCAGCUUAGCAGGGCAGGUGUGUUCUCCAACAGCUGUGCUCUGAAAUACCAGCGCUGGCCGCGCUGGAGGGGAAGGAGCAGAGCCUGACUUACCUGGGGUCUGCCUCCCAGCUCUGCCGCCCACGCACCCCCUGCGUCUCCUCUGAUGAUGGACUUGGGUCUCGCUGCUGUGGAGAGAGGUAAGAGAUGGCUGGGGGGCUGGAAAGGAUCUGCACUUCAAGCUUGAUCACUUUUUUACUCAGCAGAUGAACGCUGGGUGCGCUUCCCAGAUUUCUGUUGAGCGAGAAGGCAGUUUAAUUUGGUGUGAUCUUGAAUGUGCCUUAAAGCAAACUCGAUACACUGAAAAAUGAAAAAGGAUCGGAAUCUGCUGGUGUUGCUUUUUCCCUUGUGCGGGCACAAAGUAUUCAGCGGCUAAAAAUGUGGGCAGGGAAUGUCAGGAAUCCUCAGUUCCCAGUUCUAGCCUGGACUUUGGGCGUCUGCCUCAGCUUUUCCAUGCAGAAAAUGCGCUCACCAUUUUGCAACGUGCUGGUUGCUCUAGAAGAGCAAAAUACUUGAAGCUGCACAGAUCGAAUGUUUGCCUCUCCCAUUAUAACAACUUCAGGUUUUCUCACUCAUUCUCAGAAACACUCUUUAUCCCAAAUGGAUGUUUGUGCUUUUCAGACAGCCGGAUGCAAUGUUUGUACCUGUGCGAAGCAUCCAGUGAAAGGAAACGUGGGCGAUCUGGGAGUUUUGUGAAAAACAGGUUUGAAUAUUUAACUUACCCGGAGUAGAAGCUACGGCUGGUGCCGAUUCUCAGGAGAGCAUCAAAAUUUAUUGGUUUCUUUAGCCAAACUCGCACCAAGAAACAAAGUCAGUGCAGACGCUUGUUGGUGUGAAGAGCGUUUAUCUUGGAAAGAUCCUCAGCGUUGUGUAAUUCACUGACCGCUCUGGUCCUGCUUUUAAAUGAGACUCUCUUCCCUCCUGCUUAAUAAGAUAGCAUCAUCUAGUGGCUACAUCACAGCCGGGGAUGCGGUGACCUUGCUUCUGGUGUGCUCUGCCGUCGGGUCUUGGUGUUGGACGCUGCAGCAUACAGAGAUAUAUCGAGAUAGAUAGAUAGAUAGAUAGAUAGAUAGAUAUACACACUUGCCUCACUUUUCUCAACGUUAGACUGAAUUUAACAUGGUUAGAGAGGACUGGGCUUCAGCAGUGGAAUGUGGUGCGUAGCUACGUGUAGUGUUUUACUGGGUGUAGUGUCAUGAGGUCUGUACGUUAUUGAGAAGUGGAGAUGGGUGAAAACGCUUGACUGAAGAUGUAUUUAGGAGAUUUAUAAAAUCUCUUUUUGGUGCUAGUUGGUAGAGGGUUUUUUCUUUUUUUUGGUGCGUAUGUGGGAAAGUGAGAAUUUUGAAGUUAUACUUGAGAAAUUGGCUCUAGAAUUGCCUCAGAUUAAUCUUGGGAGGUCCAAGAGUGUUUACUGAACGUCCUGUAUGUCCUAUUUUCUAUUUAUUAAAUCAGAAGACCUGGAACCAUCGCUUGGCACUUUCUGCUCAGUGUUUCCAUGAACUCUGUGUACCCGAGACUCCCUGGCAGCACCCCGAGGUGCAGGGCAGGAUCCCAGCCCCCCUCGGAGCCCGUGCCUGGCGCUGGGACGAACACCCAGGGCACACCACUCUGCCAACGGCACGGCCUGGCUGGCGGCGGGCACGAGCACGUCUGCUGAAGGCUUUUCCCCUCCUUAGCGAACCGAGAAACCUCCAAGAUGGAAGCUGCAGGGCUUUGUCUCCUCUCUUCGUGUCUGAGCUGGUACGGUCGAACUCACCUUCGCGACCAAGGGCAGGGCUUCGAUACCGACCUCUCUGGCUCGGCAGCGCCAGCGUGAGCGGUCCCCGUGGAAAGUGGUUUGGUUUAAACCUUGCAGAUGAUUUUUCUGAGUCAUGCGAGUGUGCAGGCCCGGGGUGGACGAUGGCAGCGGCAGAGCGUGGCUGGUGCGUGAUCUCCCGGGGUUUCCUGCUCCCCUGAGUUGGUGGUGUCUGUUGGGAUGUCUUUGGAGGAUGCUCUUGUGCUGCUGCCCAGCUCCCACAUGGAAGUGUCAGUUUGGAGCAGGAAAAACUGGUGUGGAGAACAAACUUGCUAAUUUACUAGAAUUAAAUAAGCCUGAGACUUGCAGUGAUUUUCAGUGAAUUUUAAGUUAAAUACUCAAUUCUCCGUCAAUUCUAGAUGGUUUUGGACUUGUAAUGCCCAUAAUCUGUCUUGGUUUAUUCUUCUGGCUGCAGACUUCUGUUCCUCACUCCAGUGCUUUGUGUUUCUAGUCUGGUAAAGUUAACAUGUUUGUUUUUUUUUUUAAAUGAGAUAUUAAGUUGAAAUGGUUUGCAAAAACACUUUACAACUGCAAGGGCACUUUGGAAAUCUAGUGUUUCAGCUGAUGCUUUUUCUCUUUCUUACUGACUUGGACUUGUUCUUACUUACCAUGCAUUUGUUCAAAGUCAAAUGCAUUCAGUAGAAAACACGUUUUGUUUCCUUUGAGGGUCAGAUCUUAGCUCGAGCCCAUGAAUAACGCAGGUGCUCUCUUGCUCCUGCUUGGUCUUGGCUGGCAGGUAUAGCGUAUUCCUACAUAAUUUUGACCUUUCCAUCCACAGUGUUCCCAGAAAGGCUGGAGGGCUCGAUGUCCGCUGCACGCUCAGCUCUGGUAUCGUUACAACCCCCCGUCCCUCUUCUGCAAAGAGCCUGGGGUGUGUGUUGGGCCAGGUGCUGAGGCAGUGGGAAGCUGCGCUGGUGUCCGGCAGCCGGGGCCCUUUCUCAAGGGGUUUCCUCUGUUUGAGUUGUGCGUGAGGGGGAGAUCAUCACUGUCUUUAAAAGGUUUUUAAAAAAAAAAAAAAAGUAAAACAUAAAAUAAAAUUUGUGGAUGCGAGUUUGACAGGAGUGUAGGCUGUAAUCUAGUGCCAACCAAUAAACACACCAGUAUUUCACA